Molecule: messenger RNA, 1221 nt
Organism: Aspergillus mulundensis
Lineage: Eukaryota; Fungi; Ascomycota; Eurotiomycetes; Eurotiales; Aspergillaceae
Product: mitochondrial 54S ribosomal protein mL44
Exons: 1
Coding region: 1-1221 (406 amino acids)
Biological process (GO): primary miRNA processing; regulation of gene expression; rRNA processing
Cellular component (GO): nucleus
Molecular function (GO): ribonuclease III activity; double-stranded RNA binding
Source: RefSeq, a predicted model, not a curated record
AUGAAAAGGCUGCAACUCCAACGAUGGAGCAGCUCGGCCCUAUCGUCGCGGGCUAGAACUGAUGGCCGAUUGCAGCGACAACUCUGCUCAAGCAAGAGGUUUCAGUCGACCGACGCGACGCCUGUACAGCCUGCAAGUGAACAGUUGGCCGAACAGCAGUCGUUCCCCUCCACAACCAUUCGUCGCCCCGUCAGAGUCUCGAAAUACAAACUCCCUUCACCACCAGUUCAGGCCGCACACGAGUCUGCAAAACUCGCCGCUCUUCAUGCACGACUCUAUCUUCCCUCGCGAUUACCGCUCGAAACACUAGCGCGGUGUUUAAUCAACCCCUCUGCAGACCGAAAUCCUCAGUUCAACAACUCAUCAUUCUCCGUACUCGGCCAUGACCUCCUGACCAAUUACGCAACCGAACACCUCAUUUGCACAUAUCCGCGACUACCCCUGUCGGUUGUCUUUGCGACACUUUAUGCUUACGUCGGACCCAAAACGCUUGCUGCGAUGGCCAGGGAAUGGGGUGUGGAACAUGCUGCCCUUCCCGGCGGCGAGGUAGAUCCCGGCCUCCUUCAAUACAAGAGAGUGGAUCCGGGUACGGAUUUGUCUACGGAGCCUCUCGUUGGGACUACAAGGCCCAACGAAGACCAGAAACAUUGGCGGAAAUCCAUCAACUCGAGCGUUGUCUAUGACAAUGAAUUUGGGGAUCCAGAUCUGGCAGGCGUACCGCCUUCCGAGUUACAGCCUGAACAAGCGCAGAACACCAAGCCGGUAACCAUGGAACAAGCCAGCGCGGAUUUCGUGCGGUCUGUAAUGGGCGCAAUCUAUCUCCACGCCGGCCGAGCGGCCGCCAAGCGGUUCUUCGAACAGCACAUCCUCUCCCGACACCUCGACAUCUCCAGUCUGUUCAACUUCUCUGAGCCUACCCGUGACUUGGUUCGACUCUGUGCGCGUGAAAACUAUGAGCCUCCGGUUGCCAAGAUCAUUAGCGAAACAGGUCGCCGAAGCAGAACCCCCGUCUUCGUUGUGGGAAUCUUCUCUGGUAAGGAUAAGUUGGGCGAGGGCGCAGGCGCCAGUUUACCUGAGGCUCGGGCGAGAGCUGCCGUAGCCGCUCUUAAGGGGUGGUAUCUUUACAGCCCGGUGGAAGUGCGCGUACCCAGCACUAUGGAGGAGGAAGGCGCUGCUCCUUGGAAGCCAGUUUACGUGGAUUUGGGUGAGGUGGUUUCCUAG